UUCAGACAGUUUCGAUUUCAGAAUUCAGAACCCGAUUUCAGAAGCACGUCCACACGCCACGCGCGCUCUUCACGCGACCGCGUAAAUUUCGAAAGCGCUUGGGCUCAAGAGUGUGCUUACGUCACACGACGCAAUUAAUUUCAUACGUCAUUCGAAGUGGGACGCGCAAACAAAAGAACGCGAAGGAAACCUCAACGGUAUUUUCAUUCAAGACAAAUGAGUUUUCCUGCAGCUCCAAGGAUUUCGCGUACAAAUUAUCAAUCUGUUUACGUUACUAUCGUAUAGUUGGCUUGCAAUGACUGCACUUCCGCCGUCAUCUAUGCCUUCACCGGAAGAGUACAAGUUUUGCGAUGAACGCUACUCGAAGGAAAUUCUAAAAAGGCUAAACAAACUUCGCGAGAACAAUGUCAUGUGUGAUGUUAUCAUUAAAAUUGACAACCAGGAAUUCCCGGCGCAUCGGAACAUCCUUUCGGCGAGCUCGGAUUAUUUUCUAGCGAUGUUCAACGGGAAUAUGAAAGAAAGUACGGAACAGUCUAUCUAUCUAAACGGAAUUGGGGCCGAAACUAUGCGGGCGAUUCUACACUUUAUCUACACCGGGGAGAUCUUCUUGAACAAAAACAACGUAGAAAACAUCUUACAAGCUGCAAAUUUAUUGUUGGUUCAAACGGUCAAAGAUGCUUGCUGCCGUUUCCUGGAGAGUCGUUUGACCAUAACGAAUGCCUUAGCGAUUCAACUUUUUGCAGAAAUCUACGCAUGCGAAGAACUGCAUUUGAUAGCAUGCGAAUUUAUCCACCAGAAUUUUAUAUACGUCUCGGAAACGGAAGAUUUCUUAAGCUUAUCACCUCGUCAACUUGCCAUGUUGUUGCAAAGCGAUGAAAUCAACGCUGAAUCUGAAGAAAAGAUCUACGAAGCCUUGAUGCGCUGGAUCAAGAGCGACAUUCGCGCACGGCGUCAGCAUUUCCCCGAGCUGAUAAAACACAUAAGAUUGCCUUUGAUAUCUCCGUAUUAUUUAGUGGAUUUCGUUGAGAAAGAGAGUCUGUUUAAUAUGACCCCGUCCUGUAGAAGUCUGUUGCUUGAAGCUCAGCACUAUCACAUGUUACCUGAAAGACGCGUGGAGGUUGACAACGCCAAGAUUCGCCCCCGGCAGUACGAGAGGUUGCACGAGUCACUCAUGGUUAUCGGAGGAAAUGGUGACAUCACGCCUUUAACAACAGUGUUUUCGUACAAUACGAUGAAGGACCAAUGGACUGAACUACCAAAGCUCUCGAAAGAACGCGGUUACCAUGGUAUCUGUGGUAUUGGCAGCAAUGUUUACAUAGCAGGAGGUUAUUCGUGUGUCAAUUCAGAGACCUUGAAUUCAGUGAAAUGUUACGACGCCCGAGAUAAGACGUGGCAUUAUGUGGCCUCAAUGAACGCAGCCCGCAGCAAGCUCAGCAUGGCUGAAGUGAAUGGUAUUAUUUAUGCAAUGGGAGGUUUUGAUGGAAGCACAACGUUAAAUACCGUUGAAAGUUACAGCAUUGGAACUAACAAAUGGAAGACAAUCGCCUCGAUGCCAAGCAGACGACGUUGCACAUGCGCAGUAUCACAUGGCCAGUAUGUCUACGUAUUGGGAGGCCAUGAUGGAUCAAACAUUUUGAAUACAGUCGAGAGAUACGACACGAUAAAGGAUGAAUGGAGUGCAACAGAUGUUACCCAAAUGCACGAUAGAAGAUCAUUUCCAUGCGCUGUCGUUGUCGACGACAGAAUGUUUUGCAUCGGCGGUUACGAUGGCAACGACACGCUACGAACCGGAGAGGUUUACGACUUCGAAUCGAACCUGUGGACGCCAAUUCCACCCAUGUUCGUUGCCAGAUCGAACGCGGGCGCAGCCGUGCAUAACAAGAAGAUCUACAUCGUGGGAGGCUGGGACGGAGUGAGCUUAGCCUCAGCCGAGCUGUACGAUGUCGUUAUUGGGGAAUGGAAACGAAUCGAAAGUCUUCCGCGGCCAACGACCGGGGUCAGAUGUUGUUUCAUCAGCUUGCAAAAUCAAAAUAAUGACCAGAAGCCACUUCGACAAAAGAACUCCAAGGGCCACCUGUGCAGCAUUAUGUAAAGCAUUACAUUACCGUCAACUAAUCAGCAAGCCUAAUUGAAUUCGUAUGCAAUUUGCACUGCCAAGAGCGGCAAGCUAUCGAACUUAAAUGCUACUGUUAUAUGUAUAUUAAUUAUUAUAAAACGCACAUCCAACGAUUGUUUGGGAUUUGGGAAUGUAAACGCUGUGAUGAUACGCUGGACAUGCAGUAAACGUAAAUGCAAACUUGGAAUUUAGACUGAAUGA
Dendronephthya gigantea is the source of this 2317-nucleotide messenger RNA. RefSeq names its product kelch-like protein 12. Gene Ontology annotation, molecular function: protein binding. The record is from RefSeq and is a predicted model, not a curated record. The coding region runs from base 296 to 2092 and encodes 598 amino acids. Lineage: Eukaryota; Metazoa; Cnidaria; Anthozoa; Malacalcyonacea; Nephtheidae. The transcript has 5 exons.